Patella vulgata (common limpet) is the source of this 3394-nucleotide messenger RNA. RefSeq names its product kelch-like protein 10. Bases 30 to 1730 code for a protein of 566 amino acids. NCBI's taxonomy places the organism in Eukaryota, Metazoa, Mollusca, Gastropoda, Patellidae. Gene Ontology annotation, molecular function: protein binding. The record is from RefSeq and is a predicted model, not a curated record. The transcript is spliced from 4 exons.
UCCAAGAUUUCAAUGCCCAAUUAGAAGACAUGCGAGAACAGGGUUUAUUUUGUGACGUUAGGAUCAAGCUAUCCAAUCAGAACGAGUGCCCAAUCUCAGUCCACAGGAAUGUUUUGGCCAGUUGCAGUCCUUUCUUUCGAUCUCUCUUCACAACAGCUUUGGCAGAAUCCAGACAGAUUGAAGUAAAGCUUCCGGGAAUUUCACGCGAGGACAUGGACGCUGUUAUAAAGUUUGCGUACACCAAUACUGCCGACCUUUGUCCAGAAAACAUAGAAUCUAUUCUGAUGACUGCUGACCGACUCCAUGUUUUUGGAUUGCUGAAAUUGUGUGUUGAUUACCUUCAUGAUAACACAGACCCGCAGAAUGUAAUCGGGAUUUGGAAUCUUGCUAACCAUUUUCACUGCCAUGGGUUGGUCGAAAAAUCUUGGAAAUAUAUCAUUGAAAACUUUCAUAAUAUAGUGGAAAGCAGUACUGAGUUUCUUCAGUUCACAGUCGGGCAUCUGUGUGACGUUCUCAGAGAUGAUAAACUAAAUCUACCCAAUGAAGACGCGGCAUGUUCAGCGAUCAUGAAAUGGGUUGAUUAUCACAAAAGCAAAAGACGUCGGAACUUUUUUCAGCUCCUUUCCUGUAUACGACUUGCAUAUGUGGAAAAGAGAACAUUUGAUAAUGUCGUGCUUACGGACGACGACAUAGUUUCCCAAAGAACAUGUAAAGAACUUCUCAAUCAAGCUUAUUCUCUUUGUCAAAUACAGCAAAAUACGAAACUUUCCUUCUACCAAGCUUCUAAAUUAUACAUACUGAAACCUCGGAUCCCUCACGAGGUGAUCUUCGUUCUUGGUGGCUGGACAAAUGAAAGUGUUUGCGGUCACAUAGAAACUUAUGAUACAAGGGUCAACAAAUGGUAUUCAAUGAGGAGUUCAUUGGGUGAACAACCUCUAGCGUAUCAUGCUCUUGUUCCGUUUGGCAGCUAUAUCUACGUUAUUGGUGGCUUUACAACGUAUGCUUGUGUGAACACUGUUAGAAGAUUCGACCCAGUGGACAAUACAUGGACUACGGCUGCCCCAAUGCAUGCCAAACGAUGUUAUGUUGGCUGUGCUGUUUUAGACGGGUUUAUCUACGCGUGUGGGGGAUAUGAAGGUCCGAGCAAUCCUAGACACAGUUCUGUAGAGAGAUACAAUCCAGUGGAAAAUCAGUGGGGUUAUGUCCAGAGCAUGAAAACAGUAAGAAGUGAUGCGGGUGUCAGUGAAUUAAAAGGACAAUUGUAUGUGUGUGGAGGAUUUGAUGGCCAUACUUGUUUAGAUACAACAGAAGUUUAUUGCCCCAUCAACAACCAGUGGACUUCUUUGGAGAGCAUGUCAAUACAAAGAAGCGGGGUAGCUCUAACUACGUUGAAUGGACGUCUUUAUGCCAUGGGAGGUUUUAAUGGGACAAGGCGACUGAAAACGGUUGAGCGGUAUGAUCCUAAUACGAAGAGAUGGGUAAUGGUAGGAAGCAUGUCAUUAGCUAGAAGUAAUUUUGCUGUCACUUUGUUACAAGGAAAGAUUGUUAGUCUUGGUGGUUUUAAUGGGUCUACCACAUCGUCUAUAGUAGAAUGUUAUGAUGAGGAGAAAGAUGAAUGGACGGAACGAGCGGGCUUAACUACAGGUCGGAGUGCAACCAGUGCGUGUACUGUUAAAGGAUUAUCUAACGUUACGGACUAUACAUAUUAUGGUGCUGAUACUAAUAACUGAUUGAAUGAAUACCCAGACACGCUUUGUACAUAUUCAGUAGGUUAAGAUUCCACUACCUGUACGAGUAACGCGUAGAGAUUCGACACAAUCUGUACCCGUUACACGUACAGGGAGACUUACGGUAGAAAAGCGAUCUUGCUGAACAGGUUUUCCCCCCGAAAGGCUAAUUAAUGUAGUUACACCUACACAUGGAAUGUACUCAAUAGUAAUGUCUCGAAACAGUGGCAUACUAUUAGUCCAAAACAUCGGAGCUCUCAGGCCCUUAACUAGAGGGGGUGGCUGGCCGAAGGGGGCCCCUGCAAAAAAAAACUGUCGACCACAGAUUUACAUUGUCCGUCAAUUUUACAACACCCCUGAGACACCCCCCCCCCCACUCUCGUUGCUCUGAGCUAGUUACGGCCCUGCGAGCUCUAUUGGGUUUUUGGUGGGUUUUUGUGACUGAGCAGUCGUAUUUGUGACAAAAAAAUCAGCAAGAGGCCAGAUUAGAACAAUCUUUAACUGAUUAUGUUAAUGUAUAAAGAUUGGGGUUCAGGGAGGCAAUGUUUAUAGUUCUUGCCAAGGCGAAAUAGGAAAUUGGGCCCCUGUCUACCUGGACAGUGAGUAUGACAGGGCCUGUGCCCAGCACGGACGUUCUACCUUGUCUUUCUGUUAAGACUUUUAUGGGCUCUUGCCAGUGUCGAAUAUGACCGACAUUAAACCAACUCAUUUCUUUUACUUUAGUAAAUAGUUCAAUUAAACACUUCAUGAUAUACUUGUAAAUAUUUUAGUUUUAAAAUAACUAACAUUCAGUAAUUAUCUAUCAAGCUUUAUUUUCAAUCCGAUUAAAAACUGUGGGGUUAAAAUGGACUUUUAAUAUUUCAAUAAAUUAUUAACUUUAGAUAAAAUAAGAGUAAUAGUAAUUACAGUAGAAUCUGUACGACCAGCCACUCCUAUUCCGCAACAUUAUUUGAUAUUGAUGGAAUAAACUCGAAGUACCGACAAAGCCAAGUUUUGUCACGAUCAUCUAGUAUCUAUUGUCCAUUGGCUUAUGCCUUUGCAACACUGUAGUACAUUAAUCAUCAGUAACCCUCUUAAAGAGAGAAAGAGAAAUGGGGUUUAACGACAUUAACGUCCACUCGACACAAACUAGAUAAUUUCCGGACUAGCACAUUUUUCAAUUUUAUUUCAUUAACUCGCCUCUGCUUAGGGGUCUUUAGCUAUGGGAGGAGAGCAGAGGACCCGGAGAAAACCCACAAGGUUGGCCAGACAACCCUACUCCUUGUCACAUACAAGUGGGGAAUGUAAACCACGCCACUUGACUCAAUGACAGACCUUAUGAUGCAACAUGCAUGCGUUAACCAUUGAGUCAUCCACCCUACCCCCAACCCCCUUAAAAGCCUUACUAUUUUAUUGAAAUAUUAAAAGUCAAAUUUUAUUACACCUUACAGAUAAUUACUGAAUGUCUUAAAAAUCUUAAUACUGGUUAUCAUUUAAUAUAAUAUGAGUAAUCAUGAAGGGUAAAAUUAUAAUUUAGAAAGUCAAAAUUGCUAAAAUAUAACAUAAGGUGAAGUAACACAGGUGUAAAAUUAAAGUUAAACACAAGACUACCAUUGAAAUUAUUAUUAUUAUUACUGUUUAGUACUUGUCACAAGCUAGAAACAGAUGUAAGAUCAAAUAAAAUAUAG